ACUUCCUGGUGUAGGAAACAGGUCACCUGACUGCACAACAAAUGCCUAGGAGAUAACGUCAUACAGAUUAUACCGAGGGUGUCCCGCAGGUGCUAGGUAGCAACACCAGACAUGGCGCUGUCGAAAGUUUCAGGGUCUGAAGAAAUGGCGUUCAAUCACGACAACCACCCCAUGACCUUGCGCCAGUACUACGAUACACACUUUAUGUCUCUCCCCAGUUUCAUCUCCGUCACCCAGGGUUACUAUGGAGGCAGAGAGAUGGAGGUGCUAGGUAGUGGACAGGUACUGCGGAUUCAUUCGAGUGUUCACCAGAGACGUGCCGUGGCGGUGGAUGCCAACAAGAGGACGCUAAGUAUCCCCACAAACUAUGCUCUGAAAUUCCGGGUCAUCAACUCCAACAAUAAAGCUGGCAAGGAGGAGGAUGUAUUGGCGAACAUCCUUAGCAAGAAGCCAUUGCCCGUCACAGUCCAGAUCUCCGACAGAAGGAACGUUUGCUUCACACUCGACAGCAGCCAGCAGAACGUCCAGGCGUUGGGCCAGCUGACCAUCACUGAUGUCUACGAGGAGACCUACUUCCUGGCUAAUGCCAUACUCUAUGGCAAACCCGAUGACAUCCCCCUCCUUAUUCCGCUGUACCUGGGCGACAUCAUGGUGGCCUCCGUCACGGGGUUACAGGGGAAGUCACAGGAGGAAUGGGAAACUUAUGUUACAUACAUCAACACCAUGUGCAAGAGGGUGCAGAUCCCCCUUGACACGGGUCUCAGAGAAAUCGCCCUGUACUCGCCCCAGUCGAUUCAGGGCUCUGACAACGUCUACGACUUCAUCGAACCCAGCAGUUACAUCAUCGCCGACUGGGACGGAAAGAAAGCUACAGACACUCGGGCUGUCACAAGGGUGACUAGCGGGAAGCCCCCUAAACCUCCCAAACCCCUGCCACCACCUCAGACAGACAGCAGACCUCCUCAGCUGCCAAAGAGGUCUGAGCAUAAACCAACGAGACGGUUUUCCGAGGACGCUGCCACAAGUAACCAGUAUGUGAACGAUAUCGGGAGGGCUGUUGUUAAUCCCUUCACUGCGCUGGCAAAAGCUGCAGCUGAGAAGACAAACAAAGGAGAGUACAAGCUGGAAAAGGCUGCUAGCCAAGGUCAAGUCUCGGAAUAUGCUAUAGUGGAGGAGAAUAAACCUCUUGAGAGUAUGUCAAUCGAUGAAAUUGUCCAAAAACUGAAGGAACUGAAACUGGACAAACACGCCAAAGCUUUCAGGGAGCAAGGAGUCGACGGGCCGUUGGCAUUAGAGCUGGAUGAGACUAUCUUGAAAGAGGACUUCAAAUUUAGCAAGUUCGAGAUUUUGAAGUUCAUGAAAUUUGUUGAGACAGGUCAUAUUCCUCACUAAGAUUUAUUCUUAACGACCAAUGUACGCAGACAGUGUGAACUGAUACCGGAACGUAUCACAGUUUACAAUGGAUUUGAUGCCGCGUGUUUAGGGUAUCAUUUUAUCAUUUGACUGUGCUCGUGUGGGCUCGUAUAUCUAACCAGCACUGAUCUGUUGGUGACAGGAAGGCGUCAGGCAUCCAUCGGUAUAUAUUUGUCUCCUAACCCUUCUGAUCAGUUGGUGACAGGAUGGUGUCAAGCAUCCAUCAGUAUAUAUUUAGUCAAUGUCACGUGUCUACCAGUCUUUGUGUCAGUCAAUGUCACGUCCGUCAGUUUGUACACGUGUGUGCCUGCAGGUCAUGCACAAUGCAAAUACAAUGCAGCUUUCACCAGUAUUUACACACACACACACAUCUACAUAUAUCAGAAUUGUAUUCACCCUUGUCUAAGAUUCUUUAAAUAAAUUAUGUUUCUUGAUGGGAA
Molecule: messenger RNA, 1853 nt
Organism: Haliotis rubra (blacklip abalone)
Lineage: Eukaryota; Metazoa; Mollusca; Gastropoda; Lepetellida; Haliotidae
Exons: 6
Coding region: 112-1392 (426 amino acids)
Source: RefSeq, a predicted model, not a curated record